Messenger RNA from Triticum urartu, 2714 nucleotides. RefSeq lists its product as uncharacterized. Lineage: Eukaryota; Viridiplantae; Streptophyta; Magnoliopsida; Poales; Poaceae. The record is from RefSeq and is a predicted model, not a curated record.
UGCGCGAGACACGCUUUCGGUACAUAGGUGUUCACACCAUCUCACGACAGCGACCCAAAGAAACACGUUAAGAGCCGAACCCUUGUGCUCUCCAAACGCGUACCAGUUCAUCGUCAGCAUCCACCAGCCAUAAAUAAUCAGGUAGCACAGCAGCACGGAUCCGCAGCGGCACCGGCGAUGGCGGAGUUCUCGUGGCUCACGGCGCUAGGGUUCGCCUUCCUGACCUUCAACUCCGGCAUGGCCGUGUACCGCUCCAACGGCGACGCGGGGUCCGUCGUCUUCGUCGCCGUCUCCUACCUCGACCUCGUCGCCCUCUUCGCCUGCCUGCGCCUCUACGAGCGCCUCGACCGCCACUCCCCGCGCCGGGAGCGGCUCAAGGCCGCCGUCUGGGCGCUCACCACGCUGCUCACCGUCAUGUUCACCUACAAGGUCGCCGAGGUCAUGCCGCUCGCCGUCAAGCUCCUCGUCUGGGCGAUGGCCGCCGCCACCACCUGCGGCGGCUUCUACGUCUUCUUCGUGCACGACGACAAGCCGUACCAGCAGCUGCAGGACGCGUCGGCGGCCGCCGAGCGCGGGGACGUCGCCAACUAGUGGCUAUAUUAGACGGCGGCUGGGCGCUGGCCGCCGCGAGGUACGUGCUUCGGUGCUAACAGCGGCGUCGGGCGUUAGAUCUAGGGCCAAACCACUAGGUUGUUAUUGUGUCUUGGCUGUUUCGUUUCCCUUUUUUUGCCGAUUUGCUGUCACUUGGUCUGCUUUGGCUUGCCGGCGUGCUCGGAUUAGCAGAUCUGGAAUUUGGCCACCGGCAGAGGAGAUCUGUUCAGUUUGAUGACGUGCUUGUUGAUCAAAUUAAUAAUUGUGUGCUCUGUUGAGAAGUGAGUUUGUGUUAAUUAUGAUUCCCGAUUGGGCCAUCAAAUUGGGCGUGUGCCCGCCACGCGGCCCACGAGGAGGAAGAAACUGCGACAGCUUGAGGUAAGUUGAGUGGAUUGCAAUUGUGUAAGGGCUCUAUUUGCAUCAGGAGGAGGGUAGGGGAACGGAUGCUGAGGGAGUAGACAAGAAACCAGAGAAAUCCUUAGUGUGCAAAAGUGGAUGAUCUCUUGGUACAGAGGUGGUGUAGAAACUGCAGAUAGUUUCCUUGAAUUUGUGUGAAAAUAGUGAAUUGUCGUGACUAGCCAAAGUUGAGAUGAUAUGAAGGCAGACGAACUGCAGGACAACAUAUGAGCGAAACAAGCAGAGGCAUAAGUGAAGAUUGCAGAUACAAUGGAAGUUCAUCUGCACAAUAAGGCACCAAGCUAGAAUGUUGUACUUGUUAAGUUGUCUCAUCUGAUGCACCCAUCAGUGGUUUGCAGUAUGCCGACGGGAACUAUAGAUUGAAUGUAUGGCAACUUGAAAUUCGAUCAACAAAUGGAAAAAUAUUCAACUGUAUUUGAGGUAUGAGACCAAGAGUCGAAAUCAUUUAACCAUUGGUGGCCUCAUCAGCUUGCAAUUGUUUCCGCACUCUCAAAGAUUUCAGCUGAUUUAUGUCCCUGCUUGUAAAGAGCGGCUGGGUUACUGUUAACCACCUGGAUGAAGAUCUUUUCAUGGAUCAUUCAAGAAACUUGGAGAAGUGCAGAGAUCCUUCAUACCUUCCUCUUAUCAAGAAAAUAUAACUAAGACAAUAAAUGGAUAAUUGUUCAACUGGAUUUGAGAUACGAGAUCAAGGGUCAAAAUCAUUCAACCAUUGGUGGCCUCAUCAGUGUGCAAUUGUUUUUGUACUCUCUUAAAGAUUUCAGAUGAUUUAUGUCCCUGCUUGUGAAGAGCAGCUGGUUUACUCUGAACUUGAUGCAAAAGUAUGGAUGCUGGGAAUCAUGAAGGAGAUCAUUUCAUGGAUUCAAGAAAAUUCGCAAAGUGCAGAGAUCCUUCGUAUACCUUCAACAGAAUAUGACUAGACAAGGUUGCGUGCAGAGACUGGAGAGCCAGAAUAAUAAUGAGUAGGGAAGUUGUUCAAGUCAGAAGAACAAUGUGGAGAGAACUAGUUCAUGUUUGCUGUUUCGGUUUACCAGCAUACAGAUGAACUGUUCGUAAUGAAAAUAUAACCACAGACUAAGACAGCUCAUUGAUAACUAUGUGUAGUGGGAGCUAGGAAAGGGCCAUUGGAAUACAUUAUCAGCAGUAAUGGAUGACACAUACGAGGGGAUAAAUACAAGAAAAUUACAAAGCAGCGGAUGUUCAAAGAGAACCAAAUAUACUACAGCUAUGACAAUGCUGAUGCCAAUGCCAAUUCCGAUGCUAAUUCUUUGUCACAUUAUCCGGCAAGCCGACAGCAAGGUGAGUUACAAGGGAAGAGAAAAGGCCAAGAUAUAAUAACGCCUAGUUGCCCAAAAUCUAAUUUGCCGUCGCUGUUGCCUGACGUAUGUGCUGUGCUGUAGCGAGUGCCCAGCCUGCCCUAUUACGCGUUUAAGUUGAAUAAAUUCCACCAUCUACCAGCUAUAAGUUAUAUCAUUUCUAUAAACUGUAUUAUGUCUAUCUAUGAUUAUAUCGUAUGUCGUUCAUGUCGGUCGAGCUCUGACUAGUUCUCGAAGCGUUCAUGAUGGUCAGGUUAUGUAUUGUACACUACUGGCGCCAACUCUACCAUCAUUUGCUCCUCGUUGUAAUACUCAUGGUCUGUAUUCAGUACGUUCUUCUGUAUAAUGCUUGCUUCUUUGCUGUCUAAUGCAUUAUCCUGGAGAUGCUCGCUA